Molecule: messenger RNA, 825 nt
Organism: Gongylonema pulchrum
Lineage: Eukaryota; Metazoa; Nematoda; Chromadorea; Rhabditida; Gongylonematidae
Source: the annotation of a GenBank genome assembly
GUUCUUCCGGUGUUGCUUGGUUCGGAACGUGGAAGCUCUCAGUUUCCAACGCUGCUUUCAAAAAUGAACGAACAACAUGGCAUAAGAGUAUCCGCAAAUCGGCAUCGUCUUGUUUCCCUACAAAAUGUGCUCCGAUUCUUAUUCGAAAUAGCUUUUUCGCCACCAACCUCUGCUCACGGCGAUAGCAGGGCACGAUUGAAAACUGUAGCACACUCACUGAUUGUUGCAAUUGCGCGAGAGUUAGUUACACCUAAGGAUGCUUUUGGCGAUGGACCACCAGUAUUGCAAACACCAAACAGAUUUCGUCGUACAGUUACUCAUGCAAAUUGGGAUGUCAGCAGUGGCGCUGCAGAUGCAAUUGCGCUGAGUGUAACUGCGCCUGGAAUUGCGUUACAUGGUGUUGGUGUGUACGGUACUCAUCACGAUUAUGAACAGAAAUUUAUUUGCGAGGUUUUAAUAAAUCGUGGGGAUUCAGCUCACGAAAGAUGGGAUGUUUUGGAGAGAGUUAUUGGUACAUUAGCGAAUAAAUUCGAAUCGUGCCAGCGUGAAAUUGCAAUGUUACGACUAACGAAAGCUGUCAAAUUGCAGCCCAUGUGCACGUAUGCAAUCCGACUUCAAAUCAAUGGGGGAAAAACAUUCUGCGGUGAAGGCGGUGUUAGUAGUGUACGUUUGGGUAAUGGGUCUAGGAUGCAUUUUGAACCGUGCAGCCUGAGCGUAAAUGGUACUUCACUGGCUCGCGGACAAAUACCGUUCGUACUGUACUCUGUACAAGAUGAUGAAAAUGAUGCUAUCCAACAGCUUGCUGAUACAGAACAAGUAAGUUAG